CUUCGUUCUUAUUUUAAAGAAUUAAAAAAGCUAUUUAAAAUUGACAUAAUCCUGAAUUCCUGAUCUUGGUUUGGAUAGGGACAAUGGGGUUGAUGGACUUAGGUAAAUUAAUUCCCUUAAUAAAUUAAUUUAUCUUUUCUAUCAUUGAGAUAUGAAGCCCUUUAUUACCAUGACAGCCAACAAUAGUGACAAAUAUCUCUCAUUACAUGUUCCAUCUUGAUCUUGGUACUUCUCAUUGCUGUCUUCUUAACUUCUCUCUUUGUAGCUUUUGUUGAUUAAAUCAUGAAAACCAUUAGAUAUAAAUCAAAGGGUCCAUAGAAGUUAGGACUGCUGUAUGGUGUCACUACUUUGAUGUCCAAGAAGACCAAGGAAGGAAAUUAAAGCAUCAAUUUUUGUAAGAAACCAAAUUAAAAAUCUUUGCUUUUCAAAAACACACAUAGCUACUUACACAGCUGAACCAUUCAUAUCUCAGAUUCAACUGUUACAUAUGUUAGUGGGUUUGGUGGUUUAAAAAAUGGAAACAAGUGGUGUUCAUAGCAGUAUAUUGUCAUUGACUAUGAUGGAAGAGGAUGAAUAUCAUCACAAUCAGUUUUCUUCAAUCUCAAAGCUAGACAACAAGGCUCCUAUUACUACCAGUGUCCAUGAUCUUCUCGAAUGCCCGGUUUGCACCAAUUCAAUGUACCCUCCAAUCCAUCAGUGCCUCAACGGGCACACCCUUUGUUCAAAUUGUAAGACCAGAGUACACAACAGAUGCCCAACUUGCAGGCAAGAGUUAGGCGAUAUAAGGUGUUUAGCAUUGGAGAAGAUAGCCGAAUCACUUGAAUUUCCUUGUAGAUACAUCUCUCUUGGUUGUUCAGAGAUAUUUCCAUAUUAUUGCAAAAUCAAACAUGAGUCUAUUUGUACCUUUAGACCAUACAGUUGCCCUUAUGCUGGAUCAGACUGUUCUUUUGUUGGAAAUAUUCCAUACCUUGUUGCUCAUUUAAGGGAUGAUCAUGGUGUUGAUAUGCAUUCUGGAUGCACUUUUAACCAUCGUUAUGUCAAAUCAAAUCCUAUGGAAGUAGAAAAUGCUACGUGGAUGCUAACGGUUUUCCACUGUUUUGGUCAGUAUUUUUGUCUCCAUUUUGAAGCAUUCCAGCUUGAAAUGUCACCUGUUUACAUGGCAUUUCUUCGAUUCAUGGGCGACGAUCGAGAAGCCAAGAAUUACAACUACAGCUUAGAAGUGGGAGGAAAUGGACGUAAACUAACAUUUGAAGGGAAUCCAAGAAGCAUUAGAGAUAGUCACAAGAAAGUGAAGGAUAGUCAUGAUGGCCUUAUUAUAUACCGCAACAUGGCACUUUUCUUCUCAGGUGGGGAUAGAAAAGAGUUGAAGCUAAGAGUAACAGGAAGGAUAUGGAAAGAACAGCAAAACUCUGAAGGUGUCGUGUGCACACCCAACAUGUGUAGCUAGCUUGUGCUACUUCUUAUUGUGGAUGAUUUUGAAAAGUCUUAUCCCAAUGUAUGAUACGAAGAAUGAUACCACUUUAAUAAUACCAUGUUGUUAAAAGUUACUGUGCUAGUUAGGGGUUGUUUGGUUUGGCCAUGGGAACAAAAAACUCAUGUUUCAAUGACCAUUUGCCAUGAUAUGCGGUUGGACAUUGUUUGUUGCACCAUGAAAACAAAAAUACAUCGGUUGUUUUUAGGUUUAAUGGUAUAUUUGGCCUCUUAUGUUAUUUUAGGUUUUGAUUUAGUCUCUUAUGUUUAAAACAUUUUAAAUUGGUCCUUUUAGUCAAAUUUUUGUUUAAA
Messenger RNA from Trifolium pratense (red clover), 1782 nucleotides. RefSeq names its product E3 ubiquitin-protein ligase SINAT3. The coding region runs from base 515 to 1447 and encodes 310 amino acids. Gene Ontology annotation, cellular component: cytoplasm. NCBI's taxonomy places the organism in Eukaryota, Viridiplantae, Streptophyta, Magnoliopsida, Fabales, Fabaceae. The transcript has 3 exons. The record is from RefSeq and is a predicted model, not a curated record. Gene Ontology annotation, molecular function: zinc ion binding; ubiquitin protein ligase activity; protein binding. Gene Ontology annotation, biological process: ubiquitin-dependent protein catabolic process; multicellular organism development.